Messenger RNA from Durotheca rogersii, 731 nucleotides. RefSeq lists its product as uncharacterized. The transcript has 2 exons. Bases 145 to 648 code for a protein of 167 amino acids. The record is from RefSeq and is a predicted model, not a curated record. Lineage: Eukaryota; Fungi; Ascomycota; Sordariomycetes; Xylariales; Xylariaceae.
CAUCGCGAAUGUCAACAUCGCUGGUGUGUAUUAGUGGCUCGGCCGAGGGCCAAUCGCUGCGAGCGAGUUCCCCGUGCCCUCCUCCGAUUUGGCUGACGGGGAGAGAUUCCUACCGUCGUACGCCGCUAUUUAUUCGCGCUCCGGAUGCCUGGUAGGAUGCGAGCUGGGGCGUUAUUGUUGUUGUUGUUGAUGAUGCUGAUAUAUGAGCCCCCCCCGACAGAUGCAACACCUCAGUCCAAUGUGCAGCAACUUGGGGAGGAAGACCUGCGUAGACGUGAAUAUGCACAAGCCGAUGCCUCUUAUCAAUGGGAUGCUCUGCCCGGAGUUUCCUGGCUACUCGGGCCAAUCAGGAGAGGGCGAAAUUGGCGUGUUCUCUCGUCGCCGCCGGCGCGGGGCACAGCUGGGCGCUCGCCAUUGGUCCAGCGCGGCAUCGAACGAUACCGGCCGCCACCAGCCCUUCGCACCGUGCCACACUGUCCCCUAUCGCGCCUUUCCCAGGCGCAGUGCACAGUGCCAGCCUACAAACAUCGGAAAACUCUUCGGUCCCAUGGAAUUCCCACCCCCCAGCACCGAUUUCGAUUGCGAUACGACGAGCUUAGCCCAGCUCCCACCCAGCGAAGACAGAUCCAUCGGUCAAUGGCAGCGUAGCUGGGAAUAACGAGACCGGCCUUGAGAACAACACAGAGGAAACCAGGAUAAGAAGAAUUGGCCAGAGCUGCGGUUUACGACUC